AUGUCGGAGAAAGCCUUGAAGGGGCUUCACUCUUCCAUUGACUUGGUUGUCAAGGAUCCAGCGCGGAAAGACUAUGCCUUAAAGGCUUUGGCCGUGCACGGCCGUGCGUUGCAGUUCUUAGCGCCCCAGCUGAGGGCUGAUAAGGAGGUGGUGCUGAAAGCUGUGAAGAACGACGGCUGGGCUUUGCAGUGGGCAGACCAGGAGUGUCGAAAGGAUCGGGAGCUGGUGCUGAAGGCGGCCAGCAUGCCAGCGAGCCCGAUGAAGUUCAUGGAACGCGAGGAACGUAUGGCGUAA
Molecule: messenger RNA, 294 nt
Organism: Durusdinium trenchii
Lineage: Eukaryota; Dinophyceae; Suessiales; Symbiodiniaceae
Source: the annotation of a GenBank genome assembly